AAAUGUCAAAUUUAGUUUACAAACUAUUGCAAAGGCUUUUAUUUCCGAAAAAUGAAAUAAAAUUAAAUUAGGUGAAGAUAAAUAACAACAUUUAAGAAGCCACAACAUUUACUGAUUAUUGUAAUCACUAACAUUCGUUCGGAAUCAUUAUUCUUAUUAAGUAGCUUCGAUUUGAAAUUGAACCUUAAAAAUAAUAUUUACAAAUUGUUAUGAAUUUACACGAAAUGCUGUUUUUGUGAAGCCUUUACCAUUAUAUUUUUUAUAAUAACAUCAAUACAUUAUGCAUAUAAAUUGAAACAUACAAAAAUAAUCACGGAAUAUUGCAAGUCUUAAUGAAAAUUAUGGAGGCUGUAUAUUGUUUAUGUGGUCGCCCAUAUGACCCCAAUGUAUUUAUGAUACAGUGUGAUGCUUGUAAAGAUUGGUUCCAUGGCAGUUGCUGCAAUUUUCAAGAAUACACAGCCAUAGAAAUAGAAAAAUAUCAUUGUCCACGAUGUAUGCCUUUAUACGGUCCAUCUGUUUAUAAACCUUAUCUAAAUUGGCAUCGACAUGAUUAUUGGGACCCUAAUGCUGCUGAUAAACCUGUCCAGACAGGAACAGCAGCAUUUAUUAGAGAGCUGAGGUCUAGACACUUUUUAUGUGAAGGUGAUGUUGUUUUACACAUGAGAGGGCAACAACUAACAGAAGCUGUGCUCAGCCAGCAAGGUUUCAAUAACCCCAUAGUUGUUGAUAACAAAGAUGGUCUGAGCAUGACAAUACCCCCAGAUAAUUUUAGUUUGUAUGAUGUAGAACAAUAUGUCGGUGGUGAUACAGAGUUGGAUGUUAUAGAUGUUACACGUCAGUCUGACAUUAGAAUGAAAUUAAGAGAUUUUGUUGCAUACUUUAAUUCACUAAAUCGUACCAGAAUUUUCAAUGUUGUUAGUUUAGAAUUUUCAGACACACCGAUGGCAAGGCUUGUUGAAGCUCCCUUAAUAGCAAGAAAAAUGGAUUGGGUGAAUACAGUUUGGCCAAGAAGUUAUUCAAUUCCAGCACCUCAAGUACAAAAAUAUUGUUUAAUGAGUGCAAAGGAUUCAUACACAGAUUUUCACAUCGAUUUUGGAGGUACCAGUGUAUGGUACCAUAUUUUGAGAGGGGAAAAGAUAUUCUACUUUAUCAAACCCACAAUGGCUAAUCUUACACUUUAUCAGCAGUGGAUGACUUCAAGUAAUCAAAGUGAAACAUUUUUUGCAGAUCAGGUUGAUAUGUGCUACAAGUGUACAUUAAGACAGGGGCAAACAAUGCUUAUACCAACAGGCUGGAUUCAUGCUGUCUUUACUCCAAUCGAUUCAUUGGUUUUUGGAGGAAAUUUUUUGCAUAGUAUGAAUAUUCCUAUGCAGUUGCAGGUUUAUGAUAUAGAACGAAAAAUUAAAACUGUAGAAAAAUUUCGGUUUCCCUAUUUUGAAACAAUUAACUGGUUUGCCGCUCAGAACUUGUUAGAGAAGCUUACAGAAUUAAAUUUAGAGGAGAAAAAGUGCCCCAGUAGCCUAUUAAGUGGUUUAAAAUCGCUUUUAUCUUCACUGAAGCAAUGGAACGCAGAUAAAGAUUAUGAUCUUAAUUCACGAAGUCAAAUUCCUGAAACUAUCAGUUCCACUAAGUUUCUAAAAGACAUUGCAAGAGAAGUCCGACAUGCAGAGAGAUAUUUGAGCUCUUUGAAUCCUCCUAAGCCUGAAAGAGAAUCGAAACGAAAGAGGAAACGUCCUAUUAAUAAAGACUUCAUUGAUUAUUCUCUUUCACCGAAAUCAUCGCAGGAUUUUCUAUUACCAAUGGAACCUGUACCUGAAAUAACUAAACCACCUGUCACUUCCCCUAUCAAACUAACACUUCCUAAAACUGCAAUGUAUCCUUAUGAACGACUGUCCGCCUCUAAUAUGGAGGCCCCUUCACAUUCAGGAAGUUUUUGGGGUAAUUCUGGAAGACAAGAACAAACCACAGCUGUUCACAGGGGCGGAGCUGUUUUAAAAUUUAAAUUAGGGGCAAAGGACGUAUUUUCUCAUAAUAUAGAUACUUUUAUUCAUCCGGAACAGUAUUCUCUAAUUUCUCAAAAACCUAAGUCAGUAUAUGACUUCAACGAUGAUAAUGAUAGAGAAGAUUUUGAUGGAUUGACUAUAGAUGAAAAUCCCCCAAAACAAUCCAUUAAAAUGAAGAUACCCACUUCAGUGUGUUCAAACCCAGUAAAAACGAAUAAAAGAUGUCGUAAUACUUCACAUGGGAAUGUGAAUAGUGGUCUACCAAAGAAUGGUAUCGAAUCUUUGCUUAAAGCGUCAGCGUUUACUCACAAAAUAAUAGGUAACUCAGGAAGAACAUCUCCAUCAACAGAAGAUGCUAUAGAAGGGAUGUUAUCAAUCGGCCAAAGCUACUUACAACCCGGUAAUAGUUCUUCACGUGGGUCACGUAAUGCCUCAAGUCCGCCUUAUGAUGAAGAAAAUUUAACUAAUGUUCAUCAAGAUGAAGAUUAUGUAUAUCCCUCUUUAGAUAAUUCUGAUGAUGAAGAGAUUCACAUUUUUAAACCACGUGGACGCUCUAAAAUUGACGAGUCGUGGAAUCCAAAAGCAAAAGUAGGGCCUCUUUUACCAAAAAUGAACAGACCUGCCAGGGAAGGAACAAAAAAGCAGGCAGUAGAAAAAGUCCUAGAAGCAGCAGCAGCAAAAAGAGCAUCGGAGGUACCCGAAAAAGCUCCUAAGCGACAGUAUAAAAGAAAAAAGAUCAAACCUAAACCUACUUCAAAACCAUCAACUAGUGGUAUUUCAAAUCCAUUAUCGGGUAUUGCGGGUCCCAGUACAUCAUCAUCAGGAAAUACAUCCAGGCAACGUAAGGGAAUGAAAACAGUUAAACAAAGACUGGGGAAAAUUUUAAAGAUACAUAAAAUGAUAUAUUAAAUGUUGCAUGUUUCGUUUUGAAGUAGUUGGAUUUUUCUACAACAAAAUUUUUUGGAAAAUACAGUUGAUGUAAUUCAAUGUUUAACCAAGUUUUUUGUUACAUUUUUCAUUACAGACGCUAUGAAUGCAAUGGAAAAUUAAGAUAAAAUACGUUUUUUGUCGCGAAAAUCGAACGUUGUUACAAAACUACAUUAGGUCAUUAUUGUAUGCUUUACUCAUCAUCAGUGAUGAUAAGUAAUCAAUCGUGUGUAUUGAUUUUGAUUUGUGUUUAAUUUGUUCUAAUUUUAGUAGUUACUGGUCUCACUUUUAGACCUUUUGUCGCGGAUCUUUCGAAUCUAUUUUUCAUAUAAGCAUUUGAAAAUUAUUUGAAGAUGUUUAUGAAGGCAAUGCUUUACCGGUGUAGACAAUAUUUUAGUGAACAGUUUGUUUUUACGUACAGUUUUUCGCUUUAUAAAUAUAAAUACUCAAAAAAAAAAACGGAACUGCCAUUGGAAAAUUUGUUAAAUAACUUUUUUAACACGAGUAAUUAAUCAAUUUAA
Messenger RNA from Agrilus planipennis (emerald ash borer), 3451 nucleotides. Its product is annotated as lysine-specific demethylase 7B. Lineage: Eukaryota; Metazoa; Arthropoda; Insecta; Coleoptera; Buprestidae. The record is from RefSeq and is a predicted model, not a curated record. The coding region runs from base 333 to 2912 and encodes 859 amino acids. The transcript is spliced from 14 exons. Gene Ontology annotation, molecular function: transcription coregulator activity; histone demethylase activity. Gene Ontology annotation, biological process: protein demethylation; regulation of transcription by RNA polymerase II.